Exophiala xenobiotica is the source of this 1359-nucleotide messenger RNA. RefSeq lists its product as uncharacterized. The record is from RefSeq and is a predicted model, not a curated record. Lineage: Eukaryota; Fungi; Ascomycota; Eurotiomycetes; Chaetothyriales; Herpotrichiellaceae. Gene Ontology annotation, cellular component: catalytic step 2 spliceosome; post-mRNA release spliceosomal complex; Prp19 complex. The transcript has a single exon. The coding region runs from base 124 to 1107 and encodes 327 amino acids.
UUUACACCUUCAGGGACGAUUGUAGACGUUGAUCGCCCGGUUAGCCUUCGAGUCGCUCGUUUCACACUCUCUGCCACUUAGCUUCCACUUGUUAUACAGCAACAACCUAUAUCAGACGACAAUAUGCCUCCUGCUAAACGACGCAAACUCAGCCCAAGCCCGGAACAGGUGGCCACCACAGAUGGUGCUGCUGAGCAGUCAACGCAACCUAACCAACCUGAAAAGAUCGCUGACGACGCCAAGCAUGAGACGGAGGACGUUGAACAGUCCACGUCCAUCGAAGCGCCAGAAGGCACAACUGAGACAACCACUGGCACUUCUUCGAACAACGCCCCCUCCACAACCGCCGCGGACAGACUCGCCCGGUUCGCUGCCCUCAAAUCCCGUGCAUCUGCAUCCGCAAAAUCAAAUCUUCUCGAAGCCAAAGCCGAAGCCAACCGCUCCGCCAUAGAUCCAAGCGUGCUCGCCAGUUUGUCGCGUAAAUCAGCCAUCGCAUCGCACAACCUUCUCAAAGCCGACACGGAAGAGGAUGAAGGCAAGGGCGCCUUUGAACGCAAGCGCGCGUGGGAUUACACCAUCGAGGAGUCCGAGCGCUGGGACGAGCGAAUGGAUCGCAAGAAUUCUGCGCGCGAGAACAACGCUUUCAGUGACUACUCGGCCGAAGCGGCGAAGAUGUACGACCGGCAGAUCCGCGAACUCGAGAAAUCUGCCCUGAAAGAUGGUGGGAAGAACAGAGAGGAGUACGAGCGUCAGAAAGCCGAGAUAUUGGAGAACGCAGCCCGCACUGGCGGGUUGGAAAUCGUGGAGAUGGAGAACGGAGAGCUGGUUGCGAUUGAUAAGGACGGACGGUUCUACGCGGAUCACGAUUCUACGGGCUUCAUCGAGCAGAAGCCCAAGCGGGAAAAUGUGGAUCGGUUAGUAUCGGACUUGAAAAAGGCGGAAGAGGCGAGGUUCAAGGCGCGGCGCGCACGAGGCCGUGAGGAGGAAGGAGGAGAUGUCACGUACAUCAAUGAGAAGAACAAGCAGUUCAAUAUGAAGUUGGCCAGGUUUUAUGAUCGGUAUACGGUGGACAUCAGGGAGAGCUUCGAGAGGGGCACUGCUAUAUGAGGACACGCUAUCCUGCGCGCGUUGUGCUUUGUCGGGCAGUGUUUCGACAGUGAGAAGUACAGACUUCAGAAAGCUUGCGCGAGUACGACGGCAUUCGAGCCGUUGUGCGCCAUUUUUGGAUAUUGAACAUUAGCAAAGUCACCGCAAUACCAAGGAUGAUGAGAGCCUUGCAAUAACUCCCUACGGUACCUAGCCAUAAGCUUUGAGCCGUAAGGAGUAUUGAGCUAGACAAUUGUACGACUAUUUUCUCUA